Acomys russatus (golden spiny mouse) is the source of this 3567-nucleotide messenger RNA. RefSeq names its product SPEM family member 3 (gene Spem3). Bases 1 to 3567 code for a protein of 1188 amino acids. NCBI's taxonomy places the organism in Eukaryota, Metazoa, Chordata, Mammalia, Rodentia, Muridae. Gene Ontology annotation, cellular component: cytoplasm. The record is from RefSeq and is a predicted model, not a curated record. The transcript is spliced from 3 exons. Gene Ontology annotation, biological process: flagellated sperm motility; sperm individualization.
AUGGGUGAACGAGCCUACCAUGGAGCCCAAACCUGCUCGGGCACCAACCUCAGGAAAUGCCAGGAUUUAGGAGACUCAAUUCUUCUGCUUUUGGGCAGCUUCAUCUUGCUCAACGUGGGAUUCAAUGUCGUGACUCUGCUCUGGAGGCAUCUGAAGAGCUCCCUGCGGAUUCUUUUCCAUCAUUUUUUCCCCAAAGAUACGAGGAAACUGUGUUCAGGAAUAUCUUCCCGGCUACCCCACCGCCCCAGCCUUCUACUUGGGCGCGUCAGUCACCUUGACUCUUGGCUAGCAGACACAAAUGACGAGAACCGUUCUAGGUGCUGCCAGAUGCCACCCCAAUGUGGACAUGGCAGCACCCCCACGGAGGCUUCUUGGGAACUGUGGAAAGAGGGGCUGAUGGGAGCUGGGGAAGCCCCUCAGGCCACAGUCAUGAAGACCCAAGCUGCUUCUUUUUCCAGGCCAAGGACUCCUCCCAAGAUUCCAAAGAUAAGCAAGCUGGACAUGGCUCCAUCCUCUUUGCCCCAAGACAAAAAGAUUAAGGCCCGAGUCGACAGGCCAGCCCAUGCUCCACAACAGGCUCUAACUUAUUCCUCAACCAACACCCAUGAGCACCUCUCCACCCAGUCCCAGGCUCAGACCACAGAGCAUACUCAACUCAAGGCCCAGGGUCUUGAGCAGACCUCAGCCUGUGCCCCACCGGCCCAUCCGCCAGACUCUGCCUCAGCCCUCGGUGAAGCCCUAAAACCAACCAAUGCUUCCUACCCAACCCCAUCCCAUAACCGAUCCCCCACCCCACCCUGUCCCUCAGUUCAGGACCCCACCCACAGUCAAGCUCAUGCCUUGGGUCAGGCCCAGCCCCAAAUCCUGGCCCCUACCCAACUCCAGGUUUCAGCCCCAACCCCAGGCCAGAGUUUAGCCCCCAGUCCCCAGCGAACGUCCGCCCAUACGUCACCGCAACCCCCAACCCAGGCUCUUCCUUACACUUCUUUCCAAUCCCAAAGCCAUGAUGACCCAGGCCAAAUGCCAGGACACACCUUGACCUACUCCCAAGCUCAUGUCCCUGAGCAAACAACACCUCAGGUCUCAGGCCGUGUCCAAUGCCGUUCCCUGCUUCACCCGUAUGCCAACACCCCAGUGCCUGGUCCAACCUCUACCCCAGCCCCUCUCGGUGUUCCAGCCUCUGCCUCAGCCUGUGCCCCUCCAGCCUCUGCCUUAGCACUGCCCAUGGCCAUGACUACCUCUCAAGGCCCUGCCACCACCUCUAUCCCUGCUUCACCUCCCGCUCCUUCCAUGUUAGCUACUUUUGGCCCCAGCUUCUCCACUGGCCGUACGGUCUACGACACCGGGAGAGUAAAACAGAACACCCUGCUGAAGCAGGCCUCCCAGAACCCCAAAUGUUUCAGGAAGGACUUGAACAUCCUCUCCAGGCCCCAAGAGGUGAAGGGCCUGGUACGUUCUGGUACCAAUGAGCAAACACCAAAACAACAUGGAGGGGACAGUGCUGAGCCUCCUGCAGGGUCUCCCGUGAGCUACCUGGAGUCUGGGAACACGGCAUGGAAGGUCUCAGAUAAUGCCAAAGAUAAGAUCUCCCAGCCAAAGACCCUCCCAUACUGUAGCUUUCAUCCUUGCUGUUCUGAGAGGAAAACUGAAGGACCCCGGGCUCCAGUCUGCCCCAAGUUCCUGGUCUACGCCCAGGACACUGCUCCCUCCAAACCUUGCUUUCAUUCCCCAAGCACUGCUCAGAGUACACAGCCCACCACCCCUCCACCGUGUACUCUCUCUCUGCCGCUUGUUUCUCCCAGGACAUUUGCUGUCCCUCAGCCUCACUGUCAGAAGCCCUCCAACUUAACACAAGCCCCUGUCUUCCUCUCAACCUCCACGUCUCCUCAGACGGUCUCCUCUCCCCACUUCCCUAACCCUUCUCAGUUCUCCGCCACUUCUCAAACUUUAAUCCUGCCUCCAACCCCUGAGAAUCAAAAUUUUAACCGAGGCCUUGGCCUUCAAAGGACCCCAUCUCCUGCCAAGGAUUCUACAGUUCCCAGGAACCCAGGCCUUCCCCAAGAUCCAGGCCUCCACAAGGACCUGGGCCUCUACCAGAACACAGGCCUUACUCUAUACCCAAGCCUCAGCAAGAACUCGGGUUCCUACAAAUUUCCAGGCUGUACUCAAGAUCCUAACCCCUGUGUAAAUCCAAACAUUUCCCAAGAAUCUUGCCUUCAAAAAAAUCUAGGUAUCACUCAAGAUUCCGAGUUAACGAGCUCAUCUGCUGUUCAAGAUGCGGGUAUCCUUAGGAACCAUCCAACCUUAAGUCUCAUUCAACCUUCUAACCUCCCCAAAAAUACAAUAUUUAUUCAAACAUCCAGCCAGAAGACUUUGAGCUUUAUGCAAGACUCUGUGGUCUAUAGGAAUGUUGCAUUUAACCAAGACAAUGUAAUCAAAAAUAAAAAUCUCUCCCCAGCAACCAACCAAAAGAGGCCGGACCCCACUCAAGGUUCUGGUACAGGAAAUAUACAACGUUCAGGAGUCUGCAGCAAUGUGAGUCUUAGCCAAAGCUCUAGACCACAGAAAAGCCCAUGUUGUACCCAAGACUCUGAAGCUAACAAAAGCUCAAGACUUACCCAGGAAUCUAGUAAUCACAAGAGUCCAGGUCUUGAACAAACCUCUUGCCUUCAUAAGUGCUCAGGUCUCACACAAGACGCGGUAGACUACAAGAUUCUAGGCCCUACCCAAGAUUCUGGAAUCUUCAGAGUCCCAGAUUUUAACCAGGACUCUGACUCCCGAAACCUUAUGGAUGCCAAAAAGAGACUGGACCUUAACCAAGAUGUUUGCAUUUGCAGUUCAGAAUACAGCAAAGACCCUAACCUUCAGGAAUGCCAAGCGAUUGGUCAUGAUCCUGUGCUUAGUCAAAGCUCUGGCUUCAAGCCUCCAGGCCUUACCCAGCAAGCUGGCUCCUGCAAGGACUCAGGCCUUAUCCCAGACUCUGGCCUCAACAAACAAACAGGCUUUGCUCCAGGUACGGAUUCUGCCCAAAUCUUGGGCUCACUUCAAACGCUAAUGCUGUCAUCUUCCCUAGUGAAACCCUUUCCUGGCCAGAUGGCUUCUCAGAAGGACAGUCCUGAGCAGCAUGUACCCUGGACCUCUGUCCCAGCCAAUCAAAACCCCUGUCCUUCCAAGGCCCAAGUGAUCUCCAGUGACCUGAAAACGUUUUCAGAGGUACCUGUGCUAGUGGAGUUACAGCCACCCUCCCAACAGAUUGACGGCCAAGACUGGGUAUACCACACUGCAGAUACGUUUCCUUCAGCUUGCCAGAAGCACCGCCAAAUGUCUACGCCCCCCAAAAUCAACUGGAAGCCCCAUUGCCCUGGACUGGGUACCCGGACAGGUCAGGUGGUCUUCGAUUCCCGCCAGAAGCAGUCAGUCACUGGCAGGGAAAAGUGUGAAACCCUGUCUCCUAGGUGCCCUUUCCCCGAGACACCCAGAAGCUCAGAGGAGACUCAGAAGGAAUGGGCGUAUCAAAAUGUGAUGAGGACCUUGCACAAAGAGAGGGCAAAUACGCAUCAAGAGUAA